AUGCUGAGUAAAUACCACUCGGCGCGCUGGAUCGACCAACGGGUGCUACAGGACCGGAUCAGUGACGCUUUGUCUGAGCCCUGCGAGGAGCUCGAGAAGUUCUCGGGGCCAAGUUUCUCAGAAGUUUCACGUCGGUCUACUCGUGAUCCGGGCUUAGGUAGGCAUCACGCGACGCUCAUCGCCACGAUGGCAAGUGGCACGAAGAGAUUUGUCAGAGUUCACUAUCUAGUCAUAAAGGAGGAAGGAUACCUAUACGGUGCUUCUCACACCCUUAAGAUGUCCUCUGAAAUAGCCACAAUGAUGUUUGUCCGGCGAAACACUCGAAUACCCGUACCGGACGUAUUUGCCUAUGACCCUGACGAAGACGGUGCCGUGGGCGGCGAGUGGAUGGUCACAGAAUAUAUUGAUGGCGUGCCACUGGACAACCUUUGGCCCGGAAUGACCAGGAGAGAACGCCGUCGCGCCGUCCUCUCUAUGGCGCAUAUCUUCGCUCAGCUCCUGAGGCUUCGGUUCGAUCAUAUUGGCAGCUUGUAUGAAUCUGAUGACGACGGGCACUUCGAAGUCGGCCCCAUGGCCUUCCUCCCAUCCCACGAGAAGAAGGUUCCCCCGAAUGAGCACAUGUGUGGACGCUUUCACUCGCCACGGGAGUGGCUGCUGGCUCUUGCACGAGGUGAUCUGGAUUACCGACCAAGUGGCGACCUGUGGGCUCCAGUCAAACACACCAAGGAGAUUGUACAGAAGAUAGCCUCCGACCCAUUUAUCCGCGAUGGGACUUCGGACCCAAUGUGUGCAAUCGCUCUGCAGCACAUCGAUUUCAACAUUUUCAAUAUCAUGGUUGACCCCGACGACUCUGCGGUCAUUCGCGGCGUUAUCGAUUGGGAGGGGGCUAGGACCGUCCCUCUUUAUGCCAUUCAGCCGGUGUUCUUCGUCGAUUGGGACGGCGAACAAACGCUGAUGAGUGAAGAGGAAGAGAGAGCGUAUCAGUGGAUGGCUCGUGUGACGAUAGCGAAGAAAGUUCCCAGUUGGUUCGAGGCGACAGGAGAUCCUGGGACUCCGUUACGGAAAUUGCUGAUGCUCGCUUCGCAUGGAGACUUGGAGGAAUUCGAUUAUCGGGACGCCUUGCAUCAAGGUCGUGCACCGCCAGAGGAUUCACAUCUGGAUCUUUCGGCUUCUGAGGAUGAAACUGCAGUCUCUGGCGAAGAUUUCUUUACUUCUAGUAUGUUCACAGUGGUCUUCUGUCGUGAAACCUCCAGCGUUCUGGCAGAUUUCAAGCCAAGAGAUUAUGCCUCCACUGAACGUCGAUUGCGGAUCUCCUCCGACUGUCCAGGAUUUCUGGAUGACGAUUAUAUCCAACGCAAUGGUGGUUGGGUCGUCGUAUCGCAUCCGUUGCAAAGCUGUUUGCCACCCUUGAAGGUCUGGUUCUUGAACAGAAGGGCUUCUUGUCCUGAUAGGUUACCCCCUUCGGUGCGUUUUAACCUUAUUCCCAGGGAGGAUCCGGUUGAGAAGUACUUUCCCGGCUUGCAAUAUCAGCUCGAAGGUUUCGACCCCAAAUUCAAGUCCCAACCGUCUUCUUUGACACUGUUUCAGCUAGCCACCCAUAUGUCAGGACUAGGGAGAGACUGGCCGGGAAGUCUCCGAGGAGGUGGUCCUCCCCCGACUAAUGGGCACCGUUUUCCCUCCCACGAAGCUCUGUUCGAAGAAAUCAAGACUAUCAAGCCAGUCUCGCCUCCAUGGACAUACCCUUCGUAUUCCAACACUGGAAUCGGCCUGUUAAGGCUUUCAUUGGUCCAAGCGAAUCGAGUCGCCAGCAAGCUUGAGAAGGAGCCUGCAACGUAUGCGGAGCUUCUCAAGCGCGAUAUAUUCGACCCGCUUGGCAUGAAUCACAGCCAUUUCCUUGCGACGGAGCAUAACAAACGGAUCAUAACAAACGGAUCAUUGCAGUUCCUUCGAUCGCUCCCGAAGUUGUUCUUGCUGAGAAGGCACACUCCUGAUAACUGGCUCCGUCCGGUGCACGACUUUGAAGAGUAUGAUUGGACCCAGACUCGGGAUUCAUACGGACGGACACGGAAGAUAUACUGGAAAUUGGGAGCUAUGGACGGUUAUCAUUCUGCUUUAGCUAUUCAUCCCGGCACAAGCUUCGGUAUCGUCGUUCUCAUGGCUGGCCGCUACCCCGAUGCUGCACAGCUAGCGUAUGAUGCCUUUGAGAUUAUGCAGCCGGGUAUAGAUAAGGCACUCACCGACUUGGCAAGCGCCCUCUAUGUCAGUAUAUGGUUGAGUCAAGGUAGAAAUAGCGGUGCCAUCAUUACGGUGCAGAAGGGGACCUUGGACAUGGAGCAUCUGACUCUGAACGGAACCGACACUUUCGCCACCCUGCACGUAUCACGCAGACCGACUCUCCAAUCGAGCCAACCGCGGGAUGAAUUCAGAUUGGACGGAUUCUACAACGGGAAGAAACAUAUGGGCUGUUACCCUUAUUGGAACGUUCAGGACAACUGGGCCAUGCGAAACGUUGCUCCCAGCAAUUUUUUAACUUCACUGGAGAGGGAUAGCAACGGCUCUCCAUCUUUCGACCCUGUUCAGCCACAGCGCCACACUCCACGUGCGACUCCCAUCAAGGGAAGGAAUAUGGCCGGUGACAUCAUCGCACGUCAACUCCAAUCUCUCCAGGAUGUGAUCCCAGUUUCCUCACACCGAACCAAAUAUUUCAUCAUGUCUGGCGUCAAAGGAGUCACCGGCACGCAGUCCCCCCCGCUCGAAGCCACGGGCGAGAACCGUCCGAUGGGCGUGUCGAGCGUCGAGCAGAGCUCAGGCGAGGGCGUGAAUGCCGUGAGCGACUCGGAGCAGCGCGGAGCAUACUUCAAGGAGGGCGAUAAGGAGCGGACGCAGGCGGAGGGCCAUGGGGUUUCGGCUGAGAAGAAGACGUCGUGA
Molecule: messenger RNA, 2928 nt
Organism: Gloeophyllum trabeum ATCC 11539
Lineage: Eukaryota; Fungi; Basidiomycota; Agaricomycetes; Gloeophyllales; Gloeophyllaceae
Exons: 15
Coding region: 1-2928 (975 amino acids)
Source: RefSeq, a predicted model, not a curated record